UUCACCCUGAAAUCCCGCUGUUGGCCCUUGCUGGUUUCAUCUCUGCCACGCCACUGCUCACAGGCACAGAGGUUUAGCUCUGCAGAAAUGAAGCACCCACUCCACCUUCUUCUUUCUCUCAUCAUAUCUAUGUGUGUUGGGAGCAAAAGCCAUGCAGAGCAGCUAACCAAUGAAAACCUGACCAUGUCCUUCCUGCCUGCUAACUUCCACAAAGAAAACACAGUCACCAAUGACUGGAUUCUGGAGGGGGAAGAAGAUGAUGACUAUCUGGAUCUGGAGAAGCUCCUCAAUGAAGAUGAUGACUACAUUUAUAUCAUUGAUACAGUUUCCCCAACAGACUCAGAAUCAAAUGCUGGGAAUAUCCUGGAGCUUUUCCAAGGCAAGAGCCGGAUCCAGCGUCUUAAUAUCCUCAAUGCAAAGUUUGCCUUCAACCUUUACCGAGUCCUGAAGGACCAGGCUACCACUUCUGAUAAUAUCAUCAUAGCACCUGUUGGCAUUUCUACUGCCAUGGCAAUGAUAUCCUUAGGCUUGAGGGAAGAGACCCAUGAGGAAGUACAUUCAGUUCUACACUUUAAAGACUUUGUCAAUGCUAGCAGCAAGUAUGAGAUUACCACCAUCCAUAAUCUCUUUCGAAAGCUGAUCCAUCGCCUAUUCAGGAGGAAAUUUGGGUACACCCUCCAGUCAGUUAAUAACCUUUACGUUCAGAAGCAGUUUCCCAUACGGCAGAACUUCAAAGCUGAUAUGAGAGAGUUUUACUUUGCUGAGGCCCAGGAGGCUGACUUCUCAGAUCCUACCUUCAUAGCAAAGGCAAACAACCACAUUUUGAAGCUCACCAAAGGCCUCAUAAGAGAAGCUCUGGAGAAUAUAGAUUCUGCUACUCAGAUGAUGAUUCUGAACUCUAUUUACUUCAAAGGAACUUGGAUGAAUAAAUUCCCAGUAGAAAUGACGCACAACCACAACUUCAGGCUGAAUGAGCGAGAAGUAGUUAAAGUCUCCAUGAUGCAAACUAAAGGGAAUUUCCUUGCGGCAAAUGACCAGGAGCUGGACUGUGACAUUCUCCAGCUGGAGUAUGUAGGGGGCAUCAGCAUGCUGAUUGUAAUUCCACGAAAGCUGUCAGGAAUGAAGACUCUUGAAGCACAGCUGACACCCCAGGUAGUGGAGAGAUGGCAAAAAAGCAUGACAAACAGAACUCGAGAGGUACUUCUGCCCAAGUUUAAGCUUGAGAAGAACUACAACCUGGUGGAGGUCCUCAAGUCCAUGGGAGUCACAAAGUUGUUCAACAAGAGCGGCAACAUGUCAGGCAUCUCAGACCAAAGGAUCACCGUGGAUCUGUUCAAGCACCAAAGCACCAUCACAGUGAACGAAGAGGGCACCCAAGCUGCAGCUGUGACCACAGUGGGGUUCAUGCCACUGUCUACCCAAGUCCGAUUCACUGUUGACCGUCCCUUCCUGUUCCUAGUAUAUGAGCACCGAACCAGCUGCCUGCUCUUCAUGGGAAGAGUGGCCAACCCUGCCAAGUCUUAAAGGUGGUGCUUUGGGCAUCUGAUGUAGUUUGGGUACACUCUGUAGUUCUGUUUUCAUUCUAACAAAGAGGACAUAGCUAUUUUGAUAUGAUAACUUAUGUGGUUUACGAUAAUAAUCUGAAUUUUAGGCUCACAGAAAAGUUAUCAUACACUAAUAAGCUGACACAGUAAACAAUGCUGUAAGUCCACAGGAGGUAACAUACCUAACUGUUGUGCCAGCUAUUCCUCAGAGGUCCUGGCAGUACACAGCCUGCCUUAGCCCUGGCUCCUUUAUCCUGAAGAGCAAACUGCCAGAGUAUAUACCUGACACUUUCUGCACAAGUAGUCUAGAAUAAUAAAAGGCCUUUAUUAUUCAAGGCCUUUUCUCAGUCAGAUCCCCCCAUCUGAAUGGUAUUCAGGAGGCUCAUCCUUCUGGAGAAGAUGCCCAAGUAGCACCAUUCCUGCCCAGUGGAAAAGUAACCUCAACACAUCUGAGAUGUUGGGACUUAAGUCAAGGCCCAACGUCCUAAAGUCAUGUAAAUAUCUCCUCUCCUGCUGCCUCAUUGUUACUUACAUGUAUUCAUAAGGCUCCAUAGCCUAUCCUAGAGAUAAAUAAAAAAAAAAACAUAUUUACCAUG
Molecule: messenger RNA, 2140 nt
Organism: Psammomys obesus (fat sand rat)
Lineage: Eukaryota; Metazoa; Chordata; Mammalia; Rodentia; Muridae
Gene: Serpind1
Product: serpin family D member 1
Exons: 5
Coding region: 88-1524 (478 amino acids)
Biological process (GO): blood coagulation; negative regulation of endopeptidase activity
Molecular function (GO): serine-type endopeptidase inhibitor activity
Source: RefSeq, a predicted model, not a curated record